Bathycoccus prasinos is the source of this 681-nucleotide messenger RNA. RefSeq lists its product with no specific name. Bases 1 to 681 code for a protein of 226 amino acids. The transcript has a single exon. The record is from RefSeq and is a predicted model, not a curated record. Lineage: Eukaryota; Viridiplantae; Chlorophyta; Mamiellophyceae; Mamiellales; Bathycoccaceae.
AUGGUGUCUAAAAUGAUGGACGACGGAGAGGAAAAGAAGAGCAAGACGACGACAACGACGAAGAAGAGCGUGUUAGAGAGACUAGAGCCGAAGACGAAAACCAUACGAAAAGAAUCUCGCAAUAAUUCGCCAACUACUUUUUAUAACAAUAACAACAACAAUUAUAAUAAUUAUAAUAACAACAGAGGAGGAAGAGGACGAGGGUUCUUUGACAGAGGGUUCAACAGCAGAGGUGGUAGUGGCGGAGGUUAUCGCGAUGGUGGGAGAGCCAGGUUGAAAUCAUCUUUGUGCAACCAAUUCCCGGCAAAGAAAGAUGCUGCGACAGGUGAAGUAAUUGUACGGUGCUACGGCUGUGUCAUCAUCCGCGUAACGACAACCGGCGAAACGAGCCUUUACCGAGAAAAUGUCGAGUCUAAGAAUUACGCCAAAGCUCUGAAUGUUAUGAAUGAACACCUGAAGAAAAUCGGUUUCUCUGUGACAUCGUCCAACGAAAAUAAUACGGCGAACGCAGAAGGCAUGGAUAGUCACAUAGCCGAUCAAGAAGGAGGAGGAGGAGCUCCUAGAUGGAACGUGUCUGGCAUGAAGAAAUUCAUGCUUUUCGUCGAAGGCAUGACUUUACCACCGCCUCCGUCACCAGGCCCUGGGAGAGGUUUAGCACUGCUCUUGCCCACGAAAGUGUGA